Uloborus diversus is the source of this 2770-nucleotide messenger RNA. It is a transcript of the gene Btk29A, whose product is annotated as tyrosine-protein kinase Btk29A-like. Gene Ontology annotation, molecular function: protein binding; ATP binding; non-membrane spanning protein tyrosine kinase activity. The coding region runs from base 118 to 1473 and encodes 451 amino acids. Gene Ontology annotation, biological process: peptidyl-tyrosine autophosphorylation. The transcript has 13 exons. Lineage: Eukaryota; Metazoa; Arthropoda; Arachnida; Araneae; Uloboridae. The record is from RefSeq and is a predicted model, not a curated record.
GAAAGUUACCUGGCAAGUCUUGAAGAAUGUGGUCGUGUUCUUGUUUGUGUCUGCGAUACACAUGAUGAACGAAAACAUGACGCUGAAUUCAUGGCCCUAAAUUGACGGGAAAAAAAGAUGAAAAAGGAUUGUGUCAAAACUGUCGUUGCAUUAUACCCGUUUAAAGCCAUCGAGGAAGGAGAUCUCUCGUUAGAAAAGGGUGAAGAAUAUGAAGUACAAGACGAUACUAGAGAACACUGGUGGAAGGUAAAGAAUAAGUACGGUGGCAUCGGAUACAUUCCUAGCAAUUAUGUUGAAGAGAAAUCGCCAAGGUCUUUAAACCAACACAGCUGGUAUGUAGGUGACAUGAGUCGUCAACGCUGUGAAAUCCUUCUGAAACGAGAAGAUAAGGAAGGAACUUUUCUUGUCCGAAACUCUUCAUCGAAAGGAAUGUUCACCUUGUCUCUUUUCACGCGAGUCUCACAGCCUCACGUGAAGCACUACCACAUCAAAACAAACGACAAAGGCGAGUUCUACUUAUCUGAGAAGCACGCCUUUGCUGCCAUUGAAGACCUUAUUUAUUACCACAAGCACAACAGUGCUGGAUUAGCCACCAGGUUAAAGCAAAAUCCUAGUAGUCCUGUAGACUGCGUUCCCAACACCACUGCACUCAGCCACGACAAAUGGGAAAUUGAUGCAUCCGAAUUAUCUCUGCUAGAAGAACUGGGAAGUGGACAGUUUGGGGUGGUGAGGAAAGGCAAAUGGAGGGGGCACAUCGAUGUUGCCGUUAAAAUGAUGAAAGAAGGAACUAUGUCUGAGGACGAUUUCAUCGAUGAAGCUAAAGUCAUGACCAAACUUCAACAUCCUCAUCUAGUACAGCUAUAUGGAGUUUGUACCAAGCAUAGACUAAUAUGUAUUGUCACGGAAUACAUGAAGCACGGCUCCCUUUUGAAGUACCUGAGGAAGAACGAAACUCGUUUGUCUGGAAAAGCAGCUUUGCUCUUGGACAUGUGUCUUCAAGUAUGCAGUGGCAUGGCCUAUCUAGAACAACAGAACUACAUCCACCGCGACCUAGCAGCGCGAAAUUGUUUGGUGGGGGAAAGAUCCGUCCUCAAAGUGGCGGAUUUUGGACUUGCCAGAUAUGUGAUAGACGAUGAAUAUACGAGCUCCGGGGGAGCAAAAUUCCCCAUAAAAUGGGCGCCUCCAGAAGUUCUAGGUUACACGAGAUUCAGCAGCAAAUCAGACGUUUGGGCCUACGGUGUCUUGAUGUGGGAAGUGUUCACUUGUGGUAAAGUUCCUUACGGCAGAGCCACUAAUGCAGAAGUAGUGGAGCAAGUGCAAAGAGGUCAAAGAUUAGACGUACCACGAGCGUGUCCUUGGGAAGUUUAUACCAUCAUGAAGUCCUGCUGGGAAGAGCUACCAGAAAACAGGCCAUCGUUUCGAGCUUUAAAGUAUGAGUUGGAAAAAAUUCUGGAAGAAUGGGACAUCAGCUGAAAAGGACUGGUUUUCUACUGGUGGGAUCAAAGUACGUCCUCUUAAAGACAGUUGUAGUGUCACUGAAUAAGCUGAGGAUACGAAUGAUAAAGUUAGUAAUCAUUCGUGAGCAAAUUAGAGCACUCGUUGAGAUGUCUACUGCAAGAAAUGAAGCUGGCUACCGUGGUGUAACUAUGAUAUGGCAGCUUUAAAUGGAAUCAACUGCAAUGAAAUGAUGCAAAAUUAAAUCAACCGGCUGUGAUUACGAGUCCAAAAUGUGUCUUCGUUCAAGAAAUUUACGCAUUAACCAAAAUCUUUAUAAGUAAUUCCCUCAGAAAAAUUUAAUGCGUACUUUCAAUAUCAUCAUCUGGACUCUUUCCAUGAAUGAGCUAGAAGUCAUAACUUGUUGAAGGUCAGUUCACUGUCAAAUGUGGUAUAUAUAGUAGCUCUGAAAUUUUUUGAGACGAUAUAUUUUCCUGUUCUAAGUUUUUCUGCAAGGUAAAUUUCUUAUUUAUGUAGAUUAGUAAUUUGUGGCUACAGCCAUUCUACAUGUGCGCAACUAAUGAUGUGUGUGAAAAUUGUUAAUUAAACAAACACAAAUUUAAAUUUGAAAAGUUGAGAACAAAAGUUUUGAGACUAUUCAGUUUUUCUUUACUUUUAAUAAAAUUAAUCAUCUUAAUGUAGCUUUUGAGAGGUGUAGCAAAUCAUCCGUACAUGGAAUGAAUAAAAGCACUUUUAUAAGGUGGAAUUAGAGAUUUUUGCUUAUUCCAGUUGAAGAUCUUGAAAGUGCUCUGUUUUCUUUCAAUGGUCUCCCAAAUGUGUUGAAUUGAAUUGAGGUCAGGCGGCUCACCCGGUCACUCCAGUAAUUUUUUUUCUUAAGUUUAAAGUUUGUCACCAUUUUGGAGGAAUGACCGGGAUAAUUAUGCUACUAAAAUAUCCAUCCACGUGACCUUCUUUUCGAGAUUAACGCAGCUGGAGAUCUUAUAAGUAUGUUGUUGUUUUCUUACAUAUGGCCAAAAGAAAUUCAAUCCAUGGACAUUUUUCAGCCCAAUACUUAAUAGAGAAACAAAGAACAGAAAUUCCAUAAAGAAACAAGAUAACCAUAAUACGCAAACAAAGAAGAAAAUAAGGGAUGAUAAUAUUAUACAAAUGUGUAUCAUAGUAUCUUAAACUCAUAUGAACAAAAUCAAAAAUGUGAAAAAGAAUUUGAUUUUAGAAGAAGUGUAUAUAAAAUUGAAAGGUCUCUGACAUACAUGAAGUCAGUAAUAAUGUACAUUUCCUAUAAAAUAUAUUAUUUAUUAAAAUGUUUUUGACUUGC